AUGUCCCCUCCUAGGCGCGCCCUAUUUUCACUGAAUCUCGACACUGACGCUGAUCACGUCCAUCAACGCAUUUCGCAUCACAACAAAGACGGCGAAGACCGUGUUCGAGUUAUUGAAACCAAGGGGCCAACGCAUAGCCAUACCGAUCUAUCCUACGUUACAAAGCCGUUUGAAAAAGCUGUAAACAGAGCUGUCAACGAAGUCGUCGACGGAACAGGGAAAAAACAAAUCCAAGCGUCGCGCCUUGGAAAACAAAUACGAUACCUCGGAGUUGUAAUCCAACCCAUCACCAUGUCCACAGACGCCAAACCCCUCCGCAUCGUUGUCGGCUGCGACUCUGCUGGCGUAUCCUACAAAAACGCCAUCCUCGCCGACCUCAAAGCAGACAAAUCCCGCAUCUCCGCCGUCCACGACGUCGGCGUCCCUGCCUCAUCCGACAACACCGCCUACCCACACGUCGCCAUCGAUGCUGCCAAACUCGUUGCAGCCGGCGAAUACGACCGUGCGAUCCUCAUCUGCGGCACGGGACUGGGCGUUGCCAUCAGCGCGAACAAGGUACCCGGCAUCCGUGCCGUGACCGCACACGACAGCUACAGUGUCGAGCGCUCGAUUCUGAGCAACGAUUGCCAGGUGCUGUGUAUGGGCGAGAGGGUGGUCGGACUCGAACUUGCAAGGCGGUUGGCCAAGGAAUGGAUUGGGUAUCGGUUUGACCACACGAGUGCGAGUAAGGAGAAGGUCGAGGCGAUUAUGGAGCAUGAGAAGAAGAACUUUGCCGCGUUGGAGAAGGAGCAGGGCAAAGGGGCGAGCUGUUGA
Plenodomus lingam JN3 is the source of this 813-nucleotide messenger RNA. RefSeq lists its product as uncharacterized. The record is from RefSeq and is a predicted model, not a curated record. Gene Ontology annotation, molecular function: isomerase activity. Gene Ontology annotation, biological process: carbohydrate metabolic process. NCBI's taxonomy places the organism in Eukaryota, Fungi, Ascomycota, Dothideomycetes, Pleosporales, Leptosphaeriaceae.